Beta vulgaris subsp. vulgaris (sugar beet) is the source of this 2627-nucleotide messenger RNA. Its product is annotated as subtilisin-like protease SBT1.4. Gene Ontology annotation, molecular function: serine-type endopeptidase activity. NCBI's taxonomy places the organism in Eukaryota, Viridiplantae, Streptophyta, Magnoliopsida, Caryophyllales, Amaranthaceae. Bases 29 to 2416 code for a protein of 795 amino acids. The record is from RefSeq and is a predicted model, not a curated record. The transcript has 3 exons. Gene Ontology annotation, biological process: proteolysis.
UCUUCUGAAUCUCAUCAAUUCCAUUUAUAUGGGAGAAAAACCCAUCUACCCACCAAAACAUAGCCAAUCAACAAUGGCUGUUUUCUCUCUUCCUCCUUUCUCUCUCAUCUUCCUUCUCUCUCUUUCUCUCUCCUUACCCUUAACCCAAUCAAAAUCCACUUACAUAGUCCACGUGUCGAAAUCCCACAAGCCCACAACCUUGUCUUCCCCUAAAUCAUGGUAUUCCUCCAUUCUCCACUCUCUCUCCACUACAACCACCCCUCCUAACCUUCUCUACUCCUACUCUCACUCUUCAACGGGCUUCGCGGCCCACCUUUCCCAGGCCCAAGCAGCCCAACUCCGCCGCCACCCAGCUGUCCUCUCUGUUAUCCCUGACAGGGCCCACCAGAUCCACACAACCCAUACUCCUAACUUCUUGGGCCUCCAUGAUGGGUCGGGCCUCUGGCCCAAUUCUCAUUACGCCUCUGACGUCAUCGUUGGUGUUCUUGAUACUGGUAUCUGGCCUGAGCUCCUUAGCUUCUCCGAUGAUGGGUAUGAUCACGUGCCUCCCACGUGGAAAGGGUCUUGCGAGGUGGGCCCUGAUUUUCCCGCCGGUUCUUGUAAUCGGAAAAUCGUCGGUGCUCGUGCUUUCUAUAAAGGGUAUGAGGCAGCCAAAGGGCCAAUGAACGAAACCAAGGAGUCUAAAUCACCACGAGACACCGAGGGACACGGCACACACACAGCAUCAACAGCUGCGGGAUCAGUGGUGCCUGAUGCUGGAUUGUUUGAUUAUGCUCGAGGAGAGGCUCGAGGGAUGGCCACCAAGGCUCGCAUUGCGGCCUAUAAGAUUUGCUGGAGCACAGGGUGCUAUGAUUCUGAUAUCCUGGCAGCUAUGGACCAGGCUAUAGAGGACGGGGUCCAUGUGAUAUCCCUCUCUGUUGGAUCUUCUGGGUUGGCUCCGCAGUUUGACAAGGAUGGCAUUGCUAUUGGUGCGUUACAUGCUGUCCAAAGUGGUGUUUUGGUGUCUUGCUCAGCUGGGAACUCUGGGCCUGAUGCCUUUACUGCAACGAAUAUUGCACCGUGGAUUUUGACCGUUGGAGCAUCGACUAUUGACAGGGAGUUCCCUGCGGAUGUGGUGUUGGGAGAUGGGAGGACUUUCAAGGGGGUGUCUUUGUAUUAUGGGGAUGGUUUGAAUGACAGUGUUUAUCUGGAGUUGGUUAGAGGUGCUGAUUGCGGCAGUAGACUUUGCAAAGCAGGUGACCUUGAUACAUCAAAAGCAGCAGGGAAAAUGGUGAUAUGUGACAGAGGAGAUACUGCUCGAGUUGCCAAGGGUGAUGCAGUUAAACAAGCUGGAGGUGUGGGAAUGAUUCUGGCUAACACAGCUGAAAGUGGUGAAGAACUAAUAGCUGAUUCACAUUUAAUUCCUGCAACUAUGGUGGGUCAAAUUGCCGGUGACCAAAUCAGGGAUUAUGUGUCUGCCGUCCCUAACCCAACAGCCACAAUCAGGUUCAAAGGUACUGUGAUAGGUCCCUCACCAUCUGCACCAAGGGUAGCAGCGUUCUCUAGCCGAGGACCAAACCAUCUCACACCCGAAAUCCUCAAGCCCGAUGUCAUAGCUCCUGGGGUUAACAUCUUGGCUGGCUGGACUGGUUCUGCAGCACCCACAGACCUGGAAAUUGACCCAAGAAGAGUCCAGUUCAAUAUCAUCUCUGGCACCUCCAUGUCCUGCCCACACGUCAGUGGGCUGGCUGCUUUGCUCAGAAAUGCAUACCCAAGUUGGAGUCCUGCAGCUGUGAAGUCUGCCCUUAUGACCACAGCUUACUACCUUGACAACUCCGGGAAAAACAUCACAGAUCUAGCCACAGGGAAGCAAUCCUCUCCUUUUGUUCAUGGAUCAGGUCAUGUUGACCCAAACAAGGCUCUUAACCCUGGGUUAGUCUAUGACAUCAAUGCUAAUGACUAUAUUUCCCUUCUAUGUGCCAUGGGAUACAAUUCAACCAGGAUUGCUAUUUUUCUCAAGGAGCCUACAACCAUUGAUUGUGCUGCAAAGAAUCUAUCUACCGCUGGUAAUCUGAAUUACCCUUCGUUCUCAGUUGUGUUUGAAUCUGGCAAAAAUGUAGUGAAAUACACAAGGGUGGUGAAGAAUGUUGGAAGCUCAGCUGAUGCUGUUUACGAAGUUAGUGUAAACGCACCACUAAAUGUAGAUGUCAGUGUUUCUCCGAGGAAGCUAGAGUUCAGUGCUGAUAAACAAACACUAUCCUAUGAGAUAAGCUUCACUAGCAUUAGUGAAACUUAUCUAACUGGUAAAGUUAAACCAAUCUUGGGAACAUCGAGCUUUGGGUCGAUUGAGUGGAGUGAUGGAAGUCAUCGAGUGAGGAGUCCCAUUGCAGUGAGAUGGGUUGAGGGAACUCAGCAACAUUUCAUUGCUUCGAUUUGAGUUUGGCUCUCAACAAUGCUGUAUAUGGUGAUCAGAGGCUUCUUCUUUGAAGUAUUGAAGCCUUGAUUUAUAAAGUAUUGAGCCUGCAACUCUCUAUUUCUGAAUUGUUGUAUGUCAACAUUGUUAUUCCACUGUACAUUAUUAGUUGAUGUACUCUCUUACUUUGAUGAUGGAUCUCUCGGAUAAUACAAAACUAAGUUCAGUUUAUGUA